Molecule: messenger RNA, 1098 nt
Organism: Aspergillus ibericus CBS 121593
Lineage: Eukaryota; Fungi; Ascomycota; Eurotiomycetes; Eurotiales; Aspergillaceae
Exons: 2
Coding region: 355-1032 (225 amino acids)
Source: RefSeq, a predicted model, not a curated record
GCUCUCCCAAACCGGUGAUCUGAUGCAUUUCUGAGCUAUUCUGGCGCAAUGCCAUGCUGUCUUAGCCUAUUAGCGGACAGUGUUGGGAGACAGUUGGUUUAUUGAUGUGCCCUUUCUUCUCUGAUAGACUGCUUUAUGAUGGCGCUUAUUUGCCUCAAUUGCAUGCUAUUGUUCUCACAGUAGUCGUCAAUUCCAUCCCGACGCGCUGUUCGACUACUAUUUGAUUCUCUUCAAAGCUGCUCCUAUAGAAUAGUCAAUUCGCCACAACGCUCCUCUCUCGCUCACACCCAGUCGUCACAUAUACCCUAGCGUUUCUAUCACUUCUAGCGCUUACUAGACCUGCCUUGACUUGCAAUGCUUCCACCACCCGAGUCCACGCUCCAUGAGAUUCACAAGAUCGCCGAGCCACAUACUGGUCCCGAGCAUCCUGACACCGUUACACCUCCACCUCCCUACUCCCCUCCCCAUCCCAAUCACAGCCCCCCAAAAGAAUCAGACGGCGUAAAUGCACCCCAAUGGAUGACACCCCAUCCCAUCACCAUCAACAUCGACGCUUCCGUCAGCGUCCUCGGAAACGCAAACAGCAUCCUCAUCCCAUCAGUGCCAGCAACAACGGCAGCAGCAGCAGCAGCAACAACCUCAUCAUCAUCACCACCACCACCACCACCAGCGCCAUCUUCAUCAACCGCCAUACUACAAUCAGCCCAGCGACAUCGACAGUCUAAACUAACAGACAUGGCCACAUCCAUUAUCGUCGCUCUCCAUCGCACGGGCCUCCUCAAUCCCACUGACAAUAGUGGAUCCGUGCCGUCUGUGAGGCUCAAUAUCAAUACCGGGAUUAAGAUACAGGGCACGAGGAAUGUGGUUUGUGUAGGUGGUGGGGUUGUGGGGAGGAGGAAUCUGAUAGAGCCUGGGGGUGAACGGGGGGAAGAGCGUGUUGGUCAAGUUGGGAGGAAGAGACGGGCUGAGUCGGAACCAUUCGAAUCAUGCACUGGGAAGAAAACACGUUCGUCUCUUAGCGGGGAGAAGUGAAUCACGAUCUUUAUGCAUUUCUUUUCUUUUCUUUUCUUUUCUUUUCUUUUUCCUGCUCUAAUUAAU